Molecule: messenger RNA, 2404 nt
Organism: Terrapene triunguis (Three-toed box turtle)
Lineage: Eukaryota; Metazoa; Chordata; Testudines; Emydidae
Product: host cell factor 1-like
Exons: 6
Biological process (GO): regulation of DNA-templated transcription; chromatin remodeling
Cellular component (GO): histone methyltransferase complex
Molecular function (GO): transcription coactivator activity
Source: RefSeq, a predicted model, not a curated record
UCCCCUGGCAGAUCUCUAACCUCGGCAAAGUGAUGUCGGUCGUGCAGACCAAGCCGGUGCAGACCUCGGCCGUGACCGGCCAGGCGUCCAGCGGCCCCGUCACCCAGAUCAUCCAGACCAAGGGCCCCCUGCCGGCGGGCACCAUCCUGAAGCUGGUGACGUCAGCGGACGGGAAGCCCACCACCAUCAUCACCACCACGCAGGCGGGUGGCGCCGGCCCCAAGCCCACCAUCCUGGGCAUCAGCAGCGUCUCGCCCAGCACCACCAAGCCGGGCACCACCACCAUCAUCAAAACCAUCCCCAUGUCGGCCAUCAUCACCCAGUCCGGGGCCACGGGUGUGACCAGCAGCCCUGGGAUCAAGUCCCCCAUCACCAUCAUCACCACCAAGGUCAUGACCUCAGGCACGGGCGCCCCCGCCAAGAUCAUCACGGCAGUGCCCAAGCUGGGAACGGCCCACGGGCAGCAGGGCGUCACGCAGGUGGUCCUGAAGGGCGCGCCUGGCCAGCCCGGCACCAUCCUGCGCACCGUGCCCAUGGGCGGCGUGCGGCUGGUCACGCCCGUCACCGUCUCCGCCGUCAAGCCCACCGUCACCACGCUGGUGGUGAAAGGAACCACGGGUGUCACCACCUUGGGCACCGUGACGGGCACCGUCUCCACCAGCCUGGCCGGCGCAGGGGGCCACAGCACCAAUGCCUCCCUGGCCACGCCCAUCACCACGCUGGGAACCAUCGCCACCCUGUCGAGCCAGGUGAUCAACCCGGCCGCCAUCACCGUCUCCGCCGCGCAGACCACCAUGACAGCCGCCAGCGGGCUGGGCACACCCACCAUCACCAUGCAGCCCGUCUCCCAGCCCACGCAGGUGACGCUGAUCACGACGCCCAGCGGGGUGGAUGCUCAGCCGGUGCAUGACCUGCCAGUCUCCAUCCUGGCCUCGCCCACCACGGAGCAGCCCACGGCCACGGUGACCAUCGCCGACGUGGGGCAGGGCGACCCGCAGCCCGGCACCGUCACCCUGGUGUGCUCCAACCCGCCCUGCGAGACCCAUGAGACCGGCACCACCAACACUGCCACCGCCACCGUCGUGGCCAACGUGGGCGGCCUGACCCAGCCUGUGCACUUUGUGUGCGAGGGCCAGGAGACCGGGCAGCCCAACGGCGGGUUAGUGCGCGUCUGUUCCAACCCCCCGUGUGAGACGCACGAGACGGGCACCACCCACACGGCCACCACUGCCACAUCCAGCAUGGGCGCCGGACGAGUGUGCAGCAACCCCCCAUGCGAGACACACGAGACGGGCACCACCCACACGGCCACCACGGCCACGUCCAGCAUGGGUGCUGGACGAGUGUGCACCAACCCCCCAUGCGAGACGCACGAGACGGGCACCACCAACACAGCCACCACGGCCACGUCCAGCAUGGGUGCCGAACGAGCGUGCAGCAAUCCCCUGUGUGAGACGCACGAGACGGGCACCACCAACACAGCUACCACGGCCCGGUCGUUCAUGGGGCGGGGGCAAGCGGAUGGCAGCCUGGUAGCCCCGCCCAACCCGCCGUGCCAAACGCAGCACACCAGUGCCACCGGCACCACGAUGUCGGCAAAAGCCGGUGUGCCCACAGAGCAGCCGUGCAGCACCAGGAUGGCAAAUCCACCCCCGGCGGUGCCUGGCACCAACGCACAAUCCCCGGCGCCGGCUGGCCGGCCCUGUGAGGCUCACCAGACCCACACCACCAACACCGCCACCACGGCCCGGUCGCUCAUGGGCCGGGGGCAGCCGGAUGGUGGGCCGGGGGCAGCCGAGGGCCCCCCGUGCCAAACCCAACAGACUUGUGCCACUCACACAACCAUGUCGGCCAAAGCGGACGUGCCCACAGAGCAGCCAUGCAGCGUGAGGAUGGUUGCGCCGGACACGGAGGCCGGUCAGCGAGCGCAUGUCAAUGACUCUUGUGAAACGGGCACCACGGCCACGUCGAGCUUGGGCACCAGGCGAGCGUGCACGGAGCCCCCAUGCGAGACCCACGAGACAGGCACCACCACCACAGUCACGUCGAACAUUGGCGCCGGGCGAGUGUGCAGCAACCCCCCUUGCGAGACCCACGAGACAGGCACCACCACCACAGCCACGUCGAACAUGGACGCCGGGCGAGCAUGCAGCAACCCCUCGUGCGAGACACACGAGAUGGGCACCACCACCACAGCCACGUCGAGCAUGGGCACCAGGCAACCGUGCACAGAGCCCCCGUGCGAGACCCACAAGACAGGCACCACUACCACAGCCAUGUCGAACAUGGGCACUGGGCGAGCAUGCAGCAAUCUCCUGUGUGAGACGGGCACAACUAACACGGCGACCACUGCCACAUCCAGCAUGGGCGCCGGGCAAGUGUGCAGCAACCCCCCGUGCGAGAC